AUGGCUAAGGUGAUGUUUAAUGCCAAAAAGCUUCCGAAGAGACUUCAGGUUGAAGCCAUAAAUAUAGCAUGUCACAUUUCCAACAGAGUGUUUCUUAGAAAAGGUACCAAUCAAACUCCUUAUGAGUUAUGGAAAGGUAAGAAACCUGAUCUCUCUUUCUUCCAUGUCUAUGGAUGCAAAUGUUAUGUGUUAAAUGAUAGAGAGAAAUUGGGAAAGUUUGACGCAAGGAGUGAUAAGGAGGUAUAUCUUGGAUAUUCCUCAAAUAGUAGAGCUUUCAAGAUCUAUAACAUGCGUACUGAACGCAUUAUACAAUCUUUUAAUGUUGUGUUUAUUGAUGUGGAAGAUUUUUUAGAAUAUUCACAAGAAGGUGAAAUUGGUGAAAUAUCUGCUCCGACAAUUGGACAUCAUCUUGCCGAUGAAGUUGUUUCUGGUUCUUCAUUACAUAAUAAUGGGAUUGAGCUUACUGUAGAUUUAACUAAGGAGAUUGCACAGAGAAAUAUUUCAAGAAGGAAAGAUCCAAAUGAGAGCCAAAGAACGCCAAACAAGCUCUUGAGAAUGAUUGCUGGAUGGAUGUCAUGCAUGAAGAGCUUGAGUAAUUUGAAAGGAAUGAUGUGUGGACUCUUGUGUCAAUGCCAGAAGGAAUCAACAUCAUCGGAACCAAAUGGAUUUUCAAGAACAAAACCGAUGAAUUUGGUAAUGUUGUAA
This is a messenger RNA of Pistacia vera, 705 nucleotides long. RefSeq lists its product as uncharacterized. NCBI's taxonomy places the organism in Eukaryota, Viridiplantae, Streptophyta, Magnoliopsida, Sapindales, Anacardiaceae. The record is from RefSeq and is a predicted model, not a curated record. The transcript is spliced from 3 exons. The coding region runs from base 1 to 705 and encodes 234 amino acids.